AUGAAACUUUUCCUGUCAUUUUUAGCCGGAUCGGCUUUGUCCGAAUCUUUCGAGGGCCACAAGCUCGUGAAAAUCAAUGCUGAUGCCAGAGAAAAUUUUCACUUUGACUUGUUGAAGAACUCCCGGGUUUUUGAUGAAAACAAGGAGGAGGUUCGCAUGCUGAUUUCUCCCAAGGACUUUAAAAAGUUCGAGAAGCUAGUCAAAAUCCAAGGAGCUGACUAUCAAGUCCUUCAAGAAAAUGUCCAGAGCUUGAUCGACGCCGAUCUUGAAAAACGCGCAGCGCGUAAGUUCGAAUCUCCCGCCAACUACGCCUACAACGAGUACCUCGACUUCGACGAAUGGCAAGACUGGCUCGACCACGUGACAACUAAUCAUCCUAACGAAAUCUCUCCUCAAAUCUUCGGCUACACUGUCGAGAAUCGCCCAAUUACUGGUCUAGCAAUCCCCGCGAUUCCAGAUCCAAACAAGCCAAAUAUCGUUGUUGAUUGUGGCAUUCACGCUCGAGAAUGGAUCUCGCCAGCUAUGUGCCGCCUCUUCAUCCACGAGCUCAUGAAAUGCUCAGAAGAGCACAACUACGAUAAUAAAGGCUCAAAAAAUCUAGAAAUUUUUUUUUCGCCUGAAAAAAGAUGCGACCCGACUAUCCGAGACGAGUUCAUGCAGCUCUACAAUUGGUGGGUCAUCCCAAUCUACAAUCCAGACGGUUACGCCUACACCUGGUCGGACAAUCGAAUGUGGAGAAAAAACCGAUCGAGCUCGGUAAACGGCCAAUGCUUGGGAACCGAUCUCAAUCGAAAUGCUGAUAUUGCUUGGGGAACUGAAGGCGCUUCCAGCAAUACCUGCUCUGAAACCUUCCACGGCGACGCGCCCAAUUCGGAGAAAGAAACUCAAGCCGCCAUGGCUGCUCUUGAAUUCAUCAACAACUACACAAACAAUGGCAAAAUUCAUGCUUAUGUUUCUCUCCACAGCUAUUCGCAGAUCAUCAUCUCUUCUUACGCCGUCUCCAAAAACGUCUACCCCCAAGACCCGAAAAAUCUCAAUCACAUGACCCGAGCUGGCGGCCUCGUUGCCGAAGCAAUGAGCUCCGUCCACGGCCUCAACUACGGCUACGGCCAAGCCCGGGACAUUCUUUACCCAUCCAGCGGAUCGACAAAGGACUGGAUGCUGGAUGUCUACGAUGUCGACAUGGCAUGGACUUGGGAGUUGCGAGAUACUGGCGAUUUCGGAUUCUUGCUGCCGGCUGAUCAGAUUAUGCCGCAGUGGGAAGAGUUCCAGGCGGGCAUUGUUGCGCUCUUCAAAUACUGUCGCGAUUAUUUGAACUAG
Molecule: messenger RNA, 1320 nt
Organism: Oikopleura dioica
Lineage: Eukaryota; Metazoa; Chordata; Appendicularia; Copelata; Oikopleuridae
Source: the annotation of a GenBank genome assembly